Molecule: messenger RNA, 1107 nt
Organism: Mycena indigotica
Lineage: Eukaryota; Fungi; Basidiomycota; Agaricomycetes; Agaricales; Mycenaceae
Product: Mechanosensitive ion channel protein
Exons: 5
Coding region: 1-1107 (368 amino acids)
Biological process (GO): DNA-templated transcription
Cellular component (GO): RNA polymerase II, core complex
Molecular function (GO): DNA binding; DNA-directed RNA polymerase activity; protein dimerization activity
Source: RefSeq, a predicted model, not a curated record
AUGGAACCCGCCGUUCGGAUACGACAGUUAGGCAAAGACCGCGUCAACUUUGUGCUCGAGAAUGUGGACCUCGCGUAUGUGGCCUCGAGUCUCGUUUUCGCGCUGUUGAUCGCGUGCAGUUUCGCCAAUUCUCUCCGCAGAGUCAUGAUGGCCGACCUCCCCACAAUCGCUAUCGAUCUUGUGGAGUUCCAAGCAAAUACCACUGUUCUACCAGACGAAUUCAUUGCCCAUCGACUCGGAAUGGUUCCUUUGCUGAGUAGCAAUUGCGACGAAGGCAUGCGAUACACGCGAGACUGUACCUGUCUUGCAGCAUGCCAAUACUGUUCCAUCCAGCUCAAGCUUGAUGUGGCCUGCCACAGCAAUACGACGAUGGAUGUGACCAGCAACCACCUCGAGGUGACGCCGUAUGGUACUGACUACAACGAUAUGGGGGAGGGUGAAGCAGGAGAUGAGCCAAGUAAACGGGGGGAAUAUUUCGGGCAUCCUGUGGGCAAAAACGAUCCUGACGCGUCUCCCGUGCUAUUGUGCAAAAUUCGUAAGGGCCAAGAGCUUCGUCUGCGUUGUAUUGCCAAAAAGGGCAUUGCGAAAGAACACGCUAAAUGGUCGCCUUGUUCAGCUGUGUCGUUUGAAUACGAUCCAUAUAACAAGCUACGACACACAAGCUACUGGUUCGAAACCGAUGCGCGGGAUGAAUGGCCAUUGAGCGACAACGCCAAAGAGGAAGAGCCACCGCGCGAAGACGAAGUGUUUGAUUUCAAUGCUCAGCCACGAAAGUUCUACUUUGAGGUUGAGACUGAUGGUAGUUUGGGACCCCAAGAAGUUGUUAUGCAAGGCCUUGCAGAGCUACAGUCAAAGUUGGCGAAAAUUGUUUUGGCUUUGAAGAAAACAGAGCCAGAUAUGGUUGCCGGCGAACCUGUGCCUGAAGUAGCUGCAACAGACGGAUGGGGCAAUGGUGGCGGCUGGAACUCAACUAAUCAGCCAGCAACAAAUACUGGGGGCUGGGGAGCAAGUCCAAAUCGUGGUGGCGGUGGCGGCGGUGGUGGUUGGGGAAGCGGUGGGGGCUGGGCAAGCCCUUCACAACCCGCAACGGCCGGUUGGAAUGUGUAG